AUGUCGAACAACUACAAGGUGAGUGCAGCGAUCGUCCUGUUUGCUCAGCCCGUCCAAUGUCCUCACAAUCCUUCCAACUUCAGGUCGCAGACAUUUCGCUCGCCGCCUUCGGGCGCAAGGAGAUUGAGAUUGCCGAGGUGAGUCGAUCACGAAAGUCAGCUCAAUGCACUUGUAUAGCAUCGCUCUGACCCGUGAACCCCUCCUGCACGCGCAACCUCAGACAGAGAUGCCGGGUCUCAUGACUCUUCGCACGAAGUACGGCAAAGACCAGCCACUCAAGGGCGCUCGCAUUGCGGGAUGCCUGCACAUGACCAUUCAAACCGCUGUGCUCAUCGAGACCCUUACUGCCCUUGGUGCGCAAGUUACCUGGUCCUCUUGCAACAUCUACUCAACCCAGGAUCACGCCGCUGCCGCCAUCGCAGCCACUGGUGUGCCCGUCUUCGCCUGGAAGGGCGAGACCGAGGACGAGUACAACUGGUGCAUCGAGCAGACCCUCAAGGCUUUCCCUGACGGCAAGGCUCUCAACAUGAUUCUCGACGAUGGAGGUGAUCUCACUUGGCUCAUCCACAAGAACCACCCUGAGCUCUUGGCUGACAUCAAGGGUGUUUCUGAGGAGACCACCACUGGCGUCCACCACCUAUACACCGCCUCCAAGCGCAAGACCCUCAAGUUGCCUGCAAUCAACGUCAACGAUGCCGUCACCAAGAGCAAGUUCGACAAUUACUACGGCUGCAGAGAGUCUCUGCUCGAUGGUAUCAAGCGUGCUACCGACGUCAUGCUUGGCGGAAAGAUCGCCGUGGUCGCUGGAUUCGGUGACGUCGGAAAGGGUUGCGCCGAGUCUCUGCGUGGCUACGGUGCUCGCGUCAUUGUGACCGAGAUCGACCCUAUCAACGCUCUGCAAGCUGCUAUGGCCGGCUACGAAGUCAACACUAUGGACGAUGUUGCCCCCAUCGCAAACGUGUUCGUUACCACCACUGGUUGCCGUGACAUCAUCACCUCCAAGCACUUCGAGAACAUGCAAGAGGACGCCAUUGUCUGCAACAUUGGUCACUUCGACGUCGAAAUUGACGUUGCUUGGCUCAAGAAGAACGCCAAGGAGGUCGUGAACAUCAAGCCUCAGGUCGACCGAUACACCAUGGCCAACGGCCGCCAUGUGAUCCUCUUGGCUGAUGGGCGUCUCGUGAACCUUGGUUGCGCCACUGGUCACCCAUCGGGUGUCAUGUCCUUCAGCUUCACUUGCCAGACCUUGGCUCAGAUUGAGCUGUGGAAGAACAACACGGAUGGCAAGUACGAGAGCGGAAAGGUUUACAUGCUGCCCAAGAUUCUGGACGAGGAGGUUGCCGCUUCCCACAUUGGCAAGCUGAACGUCAAGCUCACCAAGCUUACCAAGGUGCAGGCCGAGUACCUCGACCUCGACCCCAACGGCGCUGGUCCCUUCAAGCAGGAGCACUACCGUUACUAA
Molecule: messenger RNA, 1462 nt
Organism: Ceraceosorus bombacis
Lineage: Eukaryota; Fungi; Basidiomycota; Exobasidiomycetes; Ceraceosorales; Ceraceosoraceae
Source: the annotation of a GenBank genome assembly